AUGCUCGCGCUGGCCUGGUUGUCGUGGUUGCUGCUGCUAGGCCCGACACGGGAGAGCGCUGCCCGCUCAGCGCCCGUGUACGACGCGAGGGGACUCUUCGCUGACCGCCUGACUCACGACGACCGCGCUCGUCUGCGCAGCUGUCCAUGCAGCGGGCGCCCCAACAACAGUGACGAGCAGCUCUCCUCUUUAGCGUCGCUGUGCCUCCCCGUCGACUUCACCGGCAAGAGGCCGCGCAAGGAGGUCUUCGCCUUCUCAGUGGCGACCGACGACCGCUGGAAGCACUACGACUGGGACCAGGUACUGUACGCGCUGCUGCUUGACCCACGUCGACCGCUCACGACCGUGGCGUGGAAUGAAGACAAGCAACUGCUUUGCCAUGCGCACAGCAAGGGCGUCAAGGUCGUGGUCAAGCACAACUUCGACGACGUGGAGCAACUCUGCAACACCACAGCUCGCCAGAACUGGAUCAAGCUUGGUGCGGCCAGCGGGAUGCUUGCCUGCCUGUCGUUUUGUCUCGGGCUGGCUGAGAAGCAGACUAACGGAGCGCCUCUGUUUUGCGGUCUGCAGGCGACGUACACCCAGAUCGUAGAGAACUACGCCGACGGCGUCAACAUUGACACGGAGAAGCCCAUGCACGGAGCCACUGCCCAGUGCAUGGCGUCGCUUGUGUACGAGCUGCGGCACGAGUUGGAGCAGCACGCACUCACGAAGAACGCGCAGAUCACGUUUGACGUUCCCUGGGCACCUCGCGGCGUGGAUGGUCGGUACUACCCGUGGCGAGAGCUCGCGGACGCAGCGGAUUUUCUGUUCGUCAUGUCGUACGACAUGCGCAGCCAAGUGUACGACGCGUGCGUGGCAGGCGCCAACGCCCCGCGGGCGCUCGUGCAGCAAGGUCUGGAGGAGUUCCUGCUCGCGUUCGACAUCGCGCCGGACAAGUUGGUACUCGGGGUGCCGUGGUACGGCUACGACUACCCGUGCCUGGGGCCGCAGCAAGGCGCGGUGAUUGACGACGCCUCGAGGUGUCGGAUCCGGCCGGUGCCGUUCUUCGGUGCCCCUUGCAGUGACGCGGCAGGUGGACAGGUCGACUACGCCGACGUCCAGCGACUGGUGAAGCGGCACGGGCUCGUCGAGCAAUGGGACCCCACGACGGAGACCCCGUUCGUGUGGUACGCGCAGGAGGGGCACCAGUCGCAGAUUUGGUUCGACAACCCGCGCAGUCUGCGCGCCAAGUACCGCCUCGUGCGGGAGCUCGGGCUGCGCGGCGUGGGCAUGUGGAACGCCGACACGCUCGACUACUCGGGCGGCGGCAGCGCAGCCAACGACACGCGGCUCAUGUGGAGCUCGCUGGCGGAGGCCUUUGCGUCGUGAAUCACUCGCGGCUGUCCUGCAUCCAGCCUUGCCGGUCUACUAGCCACAGGCCAGCAAGCUAGAGCGUACGCCUGUUGUUGCGGCCGGUCGAUGGUGUUCGCGCUGCUGCUGUUGCUGCUGCUGCUGCUGCUACUAUCAUAGCAGCCUCAUUAUUUGUUGCCUUUUUGUAAAGACAAGUCUGGCAUGA
Phytophthora sojae is the source of this 1558-nucleotide messenger RNA. RefSeq lists its product as hypothetical. Gene Ontology annotation, cellular component: extracellular region. Gene Ontology annotation, molecular function: chitin binding; chitinase activity. The record is from RefSeq and is a predicted model, not a curated record. The coding region runs from base 1 to 1371 and encodes 456 amino acids. The transcript is spliced from 4 exons. Gene Ontology annotation, biological process: chitin catabolic process; carbohydrate metabolic process. NCBI's taxonomy places the organism in Eukaryota, Oomycota, Peronosporomycetes, Peronosporales, Peronosporaceae.